Molecule: messenger RNA, 2094 nt
Organism: Lepisosteus oculatus (spotted gar)
Lineage: Eukaryota; Metazoa; Chordata; Actinopteri; Semionotiformes; Lepisosteidae
Gene: smox
Product: spermine oxidase
Molecular function (GO): polyamine oxidase activity
Source: RefSeq, a predicted model, not a curated record
AACUGGCUGCCGCUGGUUCCAGCACCAGAUACAAAGCCGAGCUGGAGAUAAAGAGCAACACAAAGGAAGAGCGAAGCUUUGAGAGUAGACGCUUUCUGCCGAAGAAGAUAGAAGGUAGUGCCAGAUCCCCUAGAAGAAGAGUUUGGACGGCAUGCAAAGUUGUGAAAUAUCUUCAGACAGCACAGAUGAUCCUCUUAGUAGUGGCCUACACAGAAAUCGACAGCCUCGAAUAGUAGUAAUUGGUGCUGGUUUGGCUGGCCUUGCAGCUACUAAAACCCUCUUGGAAAACGGUUUUACAGAUGUCACUGUCCUAGAGGCGUCAGAUUGCAUUGGAGGGAGAGUGCAAAGCGCUCAGCUCGGACAAGCGACCUUGGAACUUGGAGCUACUUGGAUUCAUGGUGCCAAUGGCAAUCCAGUCUUUCAUCUGGCAGAAGACAAUGGCCUCCUUGAGCACACCACUGAUGGGGAGCGCAGUGUGGGCCGCAUCAGCCUUUACACCAAGAAUGGUGUGGCUCACUACCAAACCAACAAUGGCAAGAGGAUCCCCAAAGACCUUGUUGAGGAAUUCAGCGAUUUAUACAACGAGGUCUACGAGCUGACUCAGGAGUUUUUCCAGAGUGGAAAACCCGUUGGUGCCGAAAGCCAGAACAGCGUUGGAAUAUUCACACGUGACGUGGUGCGCAAGAGAAUCAUGGUCGAUCCGGAGGACUCGGAGAGCACAAAGAAGCUUAAAUUGUCCAUGCUGCAGCAGUACUUAAAGGUGGAAAGUUGUGAGAGCAGCUCUCCCAGCAUGGACGAGGUGUCGCUGAGUGAGUUUGGGGAGUGGACGGAGAUCCCCGGUGCCCAUUACGUCAUCCCCACUGGCUUCAUCAAGAUCGUGGAGCUCCUGGCACGAGACAUUCCCGAGCGCGUGGUGCAGCUCAACAAGCCCAUCCACUGCCUGCACUGGAACCACUCUGUGCGCCAGGACAUAGCCCACACAGAAGACCACAACAGCGACCACCGGGGCCCAUCUGCUCAGGGCUACCCAGUGUACGUCGAGUGCGAGGACUGUGAGUUCAUCCCAGCCGAUCACGUCAUCGUCACCGUCUCGCUGGGCGUCCUCAAGAAGAACGAGAGCCUCUUCUCCCCCAGGCUGCCGGAAGACAAGGUCAUGGCCAUCGAGAAGCUGGGCAUCAGCACCACCGACAAGAUCUUCCUGGAGUUCGCCGAGCCCUUCUGGAGCCCCGAGUGCAACAGCAUCCAGUUCGUGUGGGAGGACGAAGCUCAGCUGGAGAACCUCACCUACCCAGAAGAGCUCUGGUACAAGAAAAUCUGCAGCUUCGAUGUCCUGUACCCGCCCGAGCGCUACGGCUACGUGCUCAGCGGCUGGAUCUGCGGGGACGAGGCUCUGGUCAUGGAAAGGUGCGACGACGAGACCGUGGCCGAGACCUGUACAGAGCUGCUGCGCAAAUUCACAGGAAACCAAAACAUUCCAAAACCUCGGAGAAUUCUGCGCUCCUCUUGGGGAAGUAACCCCUACAUCUAUGGGUCCUACUCCUUCACUCGUGUGGGGUCCAGUGGAGUUGAUGUGGAGAAACUAGCCAUGCCACUGCCUUACAAUGAAAGCACAAAAACACCACCAGCGCAGGUGUUGUUUGCGGGAGAGGCCACACACAGGAAGUAUUAUUCCACUACCCAUGGAGCCUUGCUGUCCGGUCAGAGGGAGGCCAACCACCUUAUUGAGAUGUACCAGGAUUUGUACCAUGCAGAAAAAGCAAAGCCCAGCAUUUAAAAAGAACCACUAACUAGUGAUACAAUUAUAUGUUUCAUGCAUUUUUAUAUUUAGUAGGGCAUUUAAAACUAAAAAAAAAAAGAAAUAUUGUUAUGGAUGUUUGAAUAUAGAGGCUCCUUAGGAAUUAUUUUGAGUUGUACUGUAACGCAGAAAAAGGGUGCUCUUAUCUCUCUGUUCUUAAUUUUUCUGAGACUUUUUUUAAAUUUAAAGUAAUUCUUUUAACACUUCUUUUCUUUUUUGUAAGUGCCUUCUAUAUCUAAAUUUAUGUUAUAUAAUGAACAACGAAAACUAAUAAACCAUAUCAUAUUAAUGAUGCAAAA